CUAGCAUUCAACUUCAUUAGACAUCUGUUCAAAAAUUAACUUGAAAAAUGAGCAACGAAGCGGCCAAAGCCCAGAUCGCCCAAGAGAAAAUUGUCGCCCAGUUCCAACAGCUGCGGAAUGAACAAAGAAACCUGGCCAACAGCCUCAAUACGCUGGAAAUGGAUCUGCGCGAACACAAAACUGUGAUAGAAACACUGAAUGCAGUGGACCCCGACCGCAAGUGCUUCCGCCUCAUCGGUGGCGUGCUGUGCGAGCGCACCGUUAAAGACGUCCUGCCUCAGCUCGUGGAAAACAAGGAAUUCAUUGCGAAGACCAUCGCGACUGUCACAGCUGAUCUGAGCAAAAAGGGCGUGGAGCUGAACAAAUUCAAGGAGGAGCACAACAUCAAAAUACGCGGUGAACAAAUAGGCACCGACGCCGCCAAACCGGCGGACACGGAAAACGCCAGCAAAUCCGAAAAUCGCAACGUGCUGGUCUCCUAAUCGAAGCCAAGAAAUAAACACCAAACAGCAGACGAGAUGUACGAGGAGAACGAAGCGUAUUUAUUGUGUCCAUUGAGGUUCUUUGUGCGGCGGCACUACAAUAAUGAAUGCAUUGAUUAUGAUUCUAAUGUUAUAUGUAAUUUUAGCUAUAAGGCGCCGUUACACACGCAAAUGUCAAUCAUCCAGGUCCCAACCCAUCCCACCACCCCACCCUACUCACA
Drosophila arizonae is the source of this 703-nucleotide messenger RNA. RefSeq names its product prefoldin 2 (gene Pfdn2). Gene Ontology annotation, cellular component: prefoldin complex. The record is from RefSeq and is a predicted model, not a curated record. Lineage: Eukaryota; Metazoa; Arthropoda; Insecta; Diptera; Drosophilidae. Gene Ontology annotation, biological process: protein folding.